This is a messenger RNA of Epinephelus moara (kelp grouper), 6495 nucleotides long. RefSeq names its product ring finger protein 165b (gene ark2cb). Gene Ontology annotation, molecular function: ubiquitin protein ligase activity; zinc ion binding. The record is from RefSeq and is a predicted model, not a curated record. NCBI's taxonomy places the organism in Eukaryota, Metazoa, Chordata, Actinopteri, Perciformes, Serranidae. The transcript has 10 exons. The coding region runs from base 1961 to 2878 and encodes 305 amino acids.
CCUUAAAUGACAUGUCUGCUUUUGUCAACGACAACCAAGCGAGUCAGACAGUCGUUUGGGUUUGCCUGUGGUGCUAACCAGCCAGCAACAACCAACCGCCUGAAUGUAGAUCCGCAUGGGCUACUACUACUCUUUCUCUCCAAAUAACCCAGCGGAAUCAUAAGAUAAGGAUCCCAGGAUGGUCUUAGUGCAUGUCGGAUAUCUGGUUCUUCCUGUAUUCGGCUCAGUAAGAAACAGAGUAUGGAGGCUGGCUCUACAUUCUGCAUUUAUCAGAUCUUUGUCGUCCCCCCCAUUGUGUAGCUAAUGAUCAUCUGCUGCUGUGUGGUGUGGCGUGGCCUCUGCCUGUUCUCUGCAUUUAGCUGUAUUGUGAAUCCCUUCUUCAUUUCCUCUUUCCAUCAGAAGACGACAUUGGUAUUAAAAAGCACCCCCUCCCAAGAUGUAUUCAGCCAUAGACUUUCCAUGUUAAGCAGACUAAAACAAUAGCUAACACCUAGACCAGAGCACCUUUUUGUCUUUUUUUCUGUCAAAUUGCUGUAGCACUGAGUAAAACAUUUUAGCUCCUUUUUAGAUAUCAGUUGAAUGUCAUUGUGUACCUCCCAUCCAGUCUUGAUAGACAACAUGCUGUAAAUUCCUGUAAAGUGGAUACAUUUUGCAUGAUCUUAAAUACUGCACUGCAUCGUUGAACACCAGAAUUUGGCUCAUCUUCCUUCUCUUCACACAAGGUGCAAUGUACAUGAUUAAAGUGACCUGUAAAUUUUAAGAAAACAAGCAUGCAAAUUGGAACCAUAUGCAUGCCGUUUGUAUUGUCGAAACUCAGCAUUUCAGCAAAUGCUGUCAUGUGAUCACUUGAAAUGACCGAAGGUACACUGCACCUGCACACAACAACCUGCCAUAACUGUCUCCAUUUUUGUGUAAUCCUUUUGUUCCCUUUGCAAAUUUCAAGCUUCGAAUCACACUGAAUUGUCAGGGCUGUUUGCCCCUUACGGGCAAAUAAAACUAAACAUUUUUCGUAAGCAAAAACAUGCUCACUGGUGGUUCAUCACUUCCCAAUUUUCCCCACUAACAUGAGGCCAAAAUGCUAUCCAUUUCACAGGGAUGCCUAUUUUCCUGCACUGCUAAAGAGAUCCUCUAUUAGUAAUAACGUCUUUAUUGUUUGGUUGUGGUCUCUCUUUACCUUUUGUUCUGGUAAUAGUACUUUCAAUGCAUGGUCACAUUUAUGAUUCAUAAUUUUUGGUUUUUGUUUUUCUACAUUGACUAGUGAAAAUCCAAUGUAAUCUUUCUGUAGUAAAGAUGUACCCUGCUGUACUGAAAUCAUGUGCUGUAGCCAACACGUCUGCUCAUUGGAUGCCGCUUUUGUUCUUUUUAACCCUAUAUGGAGCAUGGUGGGCCUUGCCUUCAGUCUAUGUUGUUUAUUUUUGUUGCAUGGAUUUAUACUAUUAUUACAAACAAACAAGAAAAAAAACACAAAUUCCACAUAUACUAAUAUUUUUCAAUAAAGAAUAUAGUGUUUUUCCUAACCUUCAGUGUGCUUCUUGCUGAUUUCCAUUUAUUGUCCUCCCUCUCCCUUGUCCCUACCUGCCCCCUCCACCCCCCCUCCCCACCCACCUCCUCUCCCGCUGUGACAAAGAUAGACAAUUUCCACGCUUCCUCCAUCACAGGGCCUGAAUGAGUCUAUCUGCUGUCAUUCAUGGUGAUCGUUUUCACUGAGGCGCUUGAAAACGCAGUGUGCUUACUUACAGUCUAGACUUGAGCCUUUGACCCACGGCAGCAAGGUCACCUCUUGUCUGCCCGGCAACACUGACGACCUGAAAAUACCGCUGGAAGGUCAUGCUGCCCAUCUUUGCAGGAAGUAUUUUUCACCCUAGGAUCCCAUUUCAACCGGCAACAGCAGCAACAGCAGCAGCACAGCCAUGCUACCUCUUGCCGGCACUUCCAGUUAGGUCCUCAGGCCCCGCUGCCCAUGGACUUCCCCAUGCCCCACCCAGGGCAGCCACAGUCAGGCAUUAACCCCCACCUGGCCCCUCCCGGCCACCAGCAUGGCCCUCCGCUCCACCCGCCUCUCAACCCCCUGCCCGCUCCCCAGUUCCAGGACAUCCCUGCCCCUCCCUUCCUACCUCAGGCAUUACACCAGCAAUACCUCCUCCAGCAGCAGAUCCUCGAGGCCCAGCACCGACACAUCCUGCCACCCUCCAGUAGACGCACCCCAGAGAGAGUUCCUCACCAGCCCCACAGACUGCGGCCCGGCUAUGAGUUUGCUCCCCCGCUUCAUGUCCCUCCUCAGCCUGUGGUGCAGCAGCCCCGCUACCUGGCUGAGGGCACAGACUGGGAUCUAAGUGUAGAUGCUGGGCUGCCCCCCCACCAGUAUCACAUCCAUCCGCUGCCGCAGCACUAUCAGCACUACUUGACCUCUCCUAGGAUGCACCACUUCCCUAGAAACAAUGCCUCAACACAAGUGGUUGUCCAUGAGAUCAGAAACUACCCAUAUCCCCAGCUGCACUUGCUGGCUCUGCAGAGUCUCAACCCCUCCCGCCACGCGUCUGCUGUUAGAGAGAGCUACGAGGAGCUUCUGCAGCUGGAGGACAGGCUGGGCAGUGUAAACCGAGGAGCAGUCCAAACCACCAUAGAAAGAUUCACGUUCCCCCAUAAGUACAAAAAGAGAAUACCCCAGGACCUGAAGAUGUGUCUGGAUGAUGAGGAGCUGGACACCGAUGAGAAGUGCACCAUCUGUCUGUCAAUGCUGGAGGAUGGAGAGGAUGUCAGGAGAUUACCCUGCAUGCACCUCUUCCACCAGGCGUGUGUGGACCAGUGGCUGGCCACCAGCAGGAAGUGCCCCAUCUGCAGAGUGGACAUUGAGACCCAACUGACCCCCGACAGUUGAUAGCUCCUGUCGACUCCUGCAGCUUUGGAUCUGGUCUUGUUAAUUCUCCAUUGCCUCCCCGUCCAGGGGGGAAGCUCUGCCAAACACCCCUCUCUUGCCCUCUGCAUCACUCAACGAGCCUGCCUUCUGAGACAGCCGUGACAGAGGGAUCAACAAAGCACACUCACCUACAACACAGCGAGGGAUGGGGGCUGAUGCAUAGAUAUGUGGCUGGACUGAAGGUUGCUUUGAAUGGACUUGCUGGAUGUGACAGGUAGGAGCGGACACGUAUGGACAGAUGUGCUGAGGCUUCACACACAGAUUCUGUCAGAUUGUGUACCCUGUGUACAUUUCUCCAUACCGCCAUCAAAGAGAGGACACUCUGACUACCAACCUCCCCAGCUCAGUGUGGCGUAUUAAGGCCAUUUCUCUGCCACUACAUCUAAACCCUUUCCCCCCCUCCCCAGGCCUGUGAAAAAAUCCUUUAAGCUGCACUCUGCCCAAGCCCUCAGCACAUCUGUACAGAACAUUAUCAAAUGAUUAGCAUGAGGUUGUUUGGUGUGAACUCUCGUAGCUGAACGCUUGUGGUGUAAUGGAGUAUAGUACUGAAUAAGUAUUUACAGAGUAACAGUGUUGUGUAGCAAGCAAAGCCUUUUGAGAAAUAUGUUUGUGAAAAAUAAACCUACAGAGAGGGUGAAUACAGCUCAAAUAAGGGAGAAUAUUCAGCGUGUUAAUUAAUCAUAAGACGAUGAGGAAAGAGCUAGUUGUGUAAAAAAAAAGGCCAAAAAUCCCUCUUUCUUGUCUAACAUGGUUUUGGAUUUACAGUUAGUAGAUGCCAUCAGAGUUGAUGCUAAACCCGCUAACUGCAGGCAUGGCUUCCAGUGAUCUGUGUAGUGUCGUAGUGGGGCCUCUAUUAUCUAGAGCAGAGGCCUCAGAUGUGCAUGCUGUAUGGCAGGCUUGGGCUGUGUCGUUAAUAUUGUGGAGCAGUAGAAACAGGGACUGUGUCUGUGCAUGUGAACCGUAUACUAUGACUCUGACGAUGCCACUCAUUCAUAGAGGAGGACAAGAAUGCACCUAAUACCCCUUUCCCCACCUCCCCACCCCCCCUCACUCCAUCCUGAGUAGACCAAAGUUGCCCUUAGACACCGAUCUCAGACCCAUGUAGCAUUUCUCUCCUGACGUCAGGAUUCAAAGAGCUGCUAGCAGAUCCGUGUCUAACUGCAACUCCUCUCUGUUGCCUCGCUCAUGGCAUGAUCACAUGACAUGAGAGGCCGGCAUGGGCUUGAGGAUGCAGUGCCUGAGGUCUUGCCAUCAGAGUGACUAAAAUCUGACAUUUGUAUUACCUAUUACCAGAACCUUAUUGCCUAUCAAACAAGCACAUGUGAUUUCUAUAUACAGUGAAUCGCCUCUGUUGUGUAUCGGCUCCUUUUCAUUUCAAUCUAAGUUGCUCCCACUGUUUGAUUAAAAAGACUGUGUAUCUGGUGUUACAGGGAAAAUACAAACUAGUUUGCCUGUGAUAACGUGCUAGAAUGUGUAUGAUUGUCCCCCACCCCCCUCUCCCCCCAUGGUAGUAGUGUAUGGUAUUGCUAGAACAACUGUGAUACGUUCAGUGAUAGAAGCCGUUUUCUCUAUAUCAUGCAUGAACCAUGUCGGCGUAGUUCACUUGAAGGAGGGUGAAAGGGAGAAAAAGCCAUCCAUUUGAAAAAUACCAAACAAUUGUUCUUAAUUUUAUUUUCAAUUGUCUUUUUCUGCCAUUUUCUUUUUCUUCUUACUUGUAUUUCUUUUUUUCUUUUUUUCUUUUUUUUGCGCUCACAUGCCAAUCUGGACAUGGUACUAAUAUGCCGAGUCCUUGUCCAUUUAACCAUAGUGAAGAAAAAGCUGCAAUGCUGCAAAAACAUAUUUAUUGUUGUUAUAAUGUAGCUUGUGUUUUGUAAAUGCACUAUAAUAUGGAGUUGCCUGAUUUUUUGGUUUGGUGGUGUGGGUUCUUCUUGUCCUAGAUUUUGUGUUUCUAUUCAGUUACAAGUAUUUUCAUGCUUCCUUGUGUAUUAUUGGAGGGUAACUUGACUGUUUGUGUUGCGUUUUUAUUUUUAUUUUUUGUAUGAAACCUCCAUCCAAAAAACUACAGAUGGAUGAAAAUGGAGGUUUUGCUAGUUCACAUAGAAUGCUGUGAUUAAAGAUGCCUUAAGUAUUUAACAAUCAUUAUUUAUUACUAACUGUAGCUAGCUAGCUAUCGUGGUGGAAUAUUUAAUGUCUCUAUCUCAUAACUUUGCAAUUUAAUCAAUAUAUUUAUUUAAAAUAACACAAAAUAUUAAAAAAAGAAUACCUCAUUAUGCAUUGGUCGGUGGGGAUGCUUUUGCAUGCCGUCUGUGUUUUCUUUUUCAAAGGAGAAAAAAAGAAACCUGUUGAAAAAUUGACUUGGGGGGACGUUUUCCCAACACAUUUUCUAGCCAGCAUGGUGCUGUUGAUCUGGAUUACAUUCCAUUCAUAUCACUGCUUGAUUUUACUUUUAAAUCUUUUUCGUUUUUUAAACAUCACCCCUGCUUUGAUCCGAAGCAGGUGACGGGGUACAGCCCCCUUUAUUUUGUCUUAGUAUGGCUCCACAAUUAGCUUGCUUUUGUUAUACAAUACUGCUUUGUUUCCCAUAAUCAGUCAUAUUCGAUUUAAUUUCUUGUAUUUGUUUUAUUUUGACCAUGCUCAUGAUAUUCCAUCAUAUCUGGAUCUCAAUUUAGUGCUUAUUAUUAUUUCAGGACCCACAUAAUGAGCUGUAUUAUUUGUCCUUAUGUAUUGCUGGCAAUUGCUUUGUGUGGGAUUUUGGGAAGUAUCUAACAUGCUAACUUGAGCCAUUGGUCUUAUUGAGCAAAUUUCUGGUGUACUGUGGUUAUACAAUAUAGAUAGCGUGUUUUACACCUGGGUAUAAUAAGCUAACUACGUUUUCGGUGUGCAUUUCUUAUUAAUACUCUACUAAUCCUGCAAAUUAUUACUAUAACAUGUAUUGGAUUGGAAUGAAGCUGGCUGGUCUUACUAUUAUUAUUUCAUUUCGUGCUCUCACUGGCCUUACCCCAUGUCCUCCACAGUGUACCCCAUAACUCCAGAGCGAACUGGACAGUAGCCAUAGUAUUAACUCAAGCUGAUGAACCGGAAUGAACAGUAGAACUUAAAGCACAAGCUUUUUAAUGCAUGUCCUUCUCAGGUUUUCCUAUGUGUAUGUGGGAGUAGCUCUGUAGAUGUGUUUAAUAUGAUGCUGUACCUUCUUGAAUAUUUCAGAUGUUUCUUUGCUGCUGAAAAAAUGUUGAUUAUUAACCUGCCAGUGAAAAAGGGAAGUGGCCAUCUUUGUACAACACACUGCUGUUUUGCUGUAACCGCGCAAUGUUUUAUGAUCUUGAGUAUUUUAUAGAAAAGUAGAAGUAUGUAUCAAUAAUAUGAAAGCAAUAGCUAAAUCAUAAUGAAGAAUAACAUGAUCAGUGAAUAUUGUGGAAAAUCUUUAGAUUCACUCUGGGUGGAUUUUGUACUGUAUUUAUUACUAAUGAUGAUGCAAAAAGUUGCAUAGCUUAACCCAAACUGUUCUGUCUCUUUUUUAUUUAUUGUCUUGUAUAUGAUCUUUUUGUAUGUGUUUUUCAAAUAAACUGCCUAAAAUGCUG